AUGCUCUCUCACUACACUGGCAUGAAUCCAGGCGGCACGCCCGGAGUCUUACCUCCUCCGUAUUAUUGGUGGGAGGCCGGUGCCAUGUUCAAUGCUCUGAUUGAUUACUGGUAUUACACGGGCGACGACCGGUGGAACGACAUGAUCAUGCAGGCUAUGAUCUGGCAAGCAGGUGGCGAUGGGACAUUUAUGCCUCCCAAUCAGACACACGCCGAGGGCAACGAUGACCAGGCCUUCUGGGCCUUUGCUGCCAUGUCGGCCGCUGAACGAAACUUUCCCAAUCCGCCAGAAGGGCAACCAGGGUGGUUGGCCAUGGCUCAGGGGGUGUUCAACACCCAAGCCCCGCGAUGGAACACUGAGACCUGCGGUGGAGGUUUGAGGUGGCAAAUUUUUAGCUUCAAUAACGGAUACCAUUACAAAAACACCAUCGCCAACGGUUGCUUUUUCAAUCUAGCCGCGCGCUUGGCAAGAUACACGGGGAAUCAGACAUACGCCGACUGGGCCGUUCGAGUAUGGGACUGGACGGAAUCGGUCGGCUUCAUAACCGAAGAUUAUCUGUUCUUGGAUGGGGCGGACGAACUCAAAAACUGUACAGAGUUCAACUACCUCCAGUGGACGUACAACUCCGGGGUGUAUCUGUUUGGUGCCGCGAGCAUGUAUAACCUGACUGAUGGCGACCCCAUCUGGAAAGAACGAACGCAGCGCAUCCUUGACGCCACGAAGGUGUACUUCAAAAACGACGUGCUGUACGAACGAGCCUGUGAGCCCAUAAAUACUUGCGGGGUGGAUCAGCGGUCGUUCAAGGGGUACCUGGCCCGGUGGAUGGCAGCAUCCGCUCAAGUCGCCCCGUUUAUCCUUGACCAAGUGAUGCCCAAGCUACGCACCUCAGCAAGUGCAGCCGCUCGAACGUGCACCGGGGGAUCCGAUCACGCCACGUGCGGUAUGAAAUGGACCUCAGGGCAAUGGGACCAGAGUGACGACGUGGGCGUCCAGAUGUCCGUACUGGAGGUGAUGCAAGCGACCCUCGUGGGGGGCGUGGCUCCUCCGGUAACAGAGGACAACGGGGGUACCAGCAAGGGGAAUCCUAGUGCCGGAGCCGAGGCAACAGGCCCGCAACCCCAUAGCCGCCGAAUGAGCGUGGUCGUCAAUGAAGGUCCAAACUUCGAGGUUAAGGUCGAGAUGGUACCGGUCCCGGAGCCCGGUCCCGAUGACAUCCUGAUCCGGUUGAACGUCACAGGUAUCUGCUCCUCAGACCUCCAUAUGAUGCAAGGCGACCUAGGCACUCCACCGAUGUCAACGUUUGGCGUUCGCUCUCCAGGUCACGAGGGUGCCGGGAUUGUAGUGAAAGUUGGCGCCAAUGUGAAGAACUUCAAACUAGGCGAUCGGGCGGGCAUUAAACCACUUCUCGAUACGUGCGGUGCGUGCGAGUUGUGCUGGGGAGAUAAGGAGACGUAUUGUCGCACCGCUAUCCACGCUGGCUUGAUGGCACCUGGGACCUAUCAACAAUAUAUUGUCUCUCCCGCCCGAUAUGCUACGCCCAUCCCCGAUGGGAUUCCGGAUGAGAUUGCAGCCCCUAUUAUGUGCAGCGCAUCCACCAUCUAUCGCUCUUUGACGGAAUCCGCGCUGAAGCCGGGAAACUGGGCCGUGUUUCCUGGCGGUGGUGGUGGGGUGGGUAUUCAGGGCGUGCAGCUCGCUAAGGCGAUGGGUAUGCGUCCAGUUGUCGUGGACGCAGGUGAAUCGAAGAGGGCAUUGGCUUUGGAGAUGGGCGCAGAAGUCUUCGUCGAUUUCAUCGAAACGUCUGAUCCUGCUGCGGCUGUGAUUAAGGCAACCGAUGGUGUAGGGGCGCAUGGAGUAUUCGUCACAGCUCCUGCGGCCUACCGAACAGCGUUAUCAUACGUGGGUAAUCGUAUUGGAGCGGUUGUCAUGUGUAUUGGACUAGGUCCGACGGGCGCAAUGACGAUCGGGGAUGAUCCCAAUGCUUUUAUCUUCAAGAAUCUGACAGUCAAGGGGACCUUGGUAGGCAGUCGACAGGAUACGGUAGCGGCAUUAGACUUUGCUCGGCGGGGCAAGCUUCGGCAAAUUUGCGAAGUCUAUCCGAUUGACCGAUUGCCUGAAGCAGUAGAGAAGCUGCGAAAGGGGCAGGCCACGGGACGAAUGGCGGUUGACUUCAACAAGUAG
Aspergillus pseudotamarii is the source of this 2178-nucleotide messenger RNA. Its product is annotated as glycosyl hydrolase family 76-domain-containing protein. The record is from RefSeq and is a predicted model, not a curated record. NCBI's taxonomy places the organism in Eukaryota, Fungi, Ascomycota, Eurotiomycetes, Eurotiales, Aspergillaceae. Gene Ontology annotation, molecular function: oxidoreductase activity; zinc ion binding; mannan endo-1,6-alpha-mannosidase activity. Gene Ontology annotation, biological process: fungal-type cell wall biogenesis; carbohydrate catabolic process. The transcript is spliced from 6 exons. Bases 1 to 2178 code for a protein of 725 amino acids.